AUGGCCCAACCGCUUUCCUCAUCGGUACAGCCUACCGAAAUCUACGGCGGAGAUGAGGUUUCCGCACUCGUUCUCGACCCUGGAUACUGCUCUACCCGGGCGGGCUUCGCUGGUGAAGAUGUACCCAAGAGUAUCUUGCCUUCAUUUUACGGGCACGUAACAGGCGACAACUCCCGCGACCUCUUCGGCGAUGAGUGCCUCAUCCCUCGUGAGAACUUCGAGGUCCGCAACUACAUGAACAAGGACAGCGUCGUGGAAGAUUGGGAUGUCGCCGCUAAGAUCUGGGAGAACAUGCUUGUGAAGCGACUCCAGCCCGAACGACAAACACCUCCCACAAAGAACGGCCUCAACGACGACCCUAGGCCAGAAGGUCAAGAUGGAGAGGGUGAUAUCAAUAUGGACGAUGCCGAAGCCGAGUCAAUGGAGAAGCCCCUGGGUGAGAACCCUCUCCUGGUUACCGAGGCACCUUGGAACAGCCCCAAGGCUCGUGAGAAGGCCAUCGAAAUCAUUAUGGAGAACUGGGGCUGCCCUGCCUUCUGGCUAAGUCGCACCCCAGUGUUGGCAGCCUUUGCGGCCGGCAAGGCCACUUCACUCGUUAUCGAUGUCGGCGGUGCCAACACCUCAGUUACCGCUAUCCACGACGGCAUGGUGCUGAAGCGCUCUAUCCAGAAGUCUCCCGCCGGUGGCAUCUGGCUCUCUUCUCAGAUUCGAUCUCUUUUCGAGUCAUCAGAGCCCAAGGUCGAAUUGACACCCACAUUCAUGAUCGAAAACAAGACGCCAGUUGAUGCCUUAUCGCCUCCUUCGGUCCGCCUACGAAACUUCCCUUACUCUAUCACCGACUCUUUCCGUGCCUACGAAGAGGAGCGUGUGUUGACGGAAUUUAAGGAGUCGGUAGUGGAGGUCUGGCGUGGUCCUGGUCGCUAUAGCUCACCUGGCAACGAGGAGUACGUCAAGACACAACCAGGCCGAGUAUUCGAGAUGCCUGAUGGUUACAACCAAAUGUGGCGCGAACAGCGAUUCCGGGUCACGGAGGGCAUGUGGGAUGAGAAUGCCGGAUACCCUAUCCCCGAGGCUGACCGUCUUAACAAAACGCAAACCAUCCCCGAGCUCAUCCGUGCCGCCCUGAACGCUGUCGAUGUCGAUCUUAGGGGCAACCUGCUUGCCAACGUUGUUGUAACCGGCAGCACCAGCUUGAUCAAUGGGUUCAAUGACCGCUUGAAUAACGAGCUCAUGGCCAUGUACCCAGGUCUCAAGAUCAAGAUCCACGCCGCAGGUCUUACCAGCGAACGACGAUUCGGCGCCUGGAUUGGUGGUAGCAUCCUUGCCAGUUUGGGUACAUUCCACCAGAUGUGGAUCUCGCGUAAGGAGUAUGAGGAGAACGGUCCUAAUGUUGUUGAGAAGCGAUGCAAGUAA
Fusarium coffeatum is the source of this 1413-nucleotide messenger RNA. RefSeq lists its product as uncharacterized. The record is from RefSeq and is a predicted model, not a curated record. Gene Ontology annotation, cellular component: SWI/SNF complex; NuA4 histone acetyltransferase complex. NCBI's taxonomy places the organism in Eukaryota, Fungi, Ascomycota, Sordariomycetes, Hypocreales, Nectriaceae. The transcript is spliced from 2 exons. The coding region runs from base 1 to 1413 and encodes 470 amino acids. Gene Ontology annotation, biological process: regulation of transcription by RNA polymerase II. Gene Ontology annotation, molecular function: chromatin binding.